Messenger RNA from Lichtheimia ornata, 327 nucleotides. RefSeq names its product FK506-binding protein 1. The coding region runs from base 1 to 327 and encodes 108 amino acids. The record is from RefSeq and is a predicted model, not a curated record. The transcript is spliced from 3 exons. NCBI's taxonomy places the organism in Eukaryota, Fungi, Mucoromycota, Mucoromycetes, Mucorales, Lichtheimiaceae. Gene Ontology annotation, molecular function: peptidyl-prolyl cis-trans isomerase activity.
AUGGGUGUCACUGUUGAAACUCUCUCUGCUGGCGAUGGCCAAAACUUCCCCAAGAAGGGCGAUAAGGUCACCAUCCACUACACCGGUACUUUGACCAACGGUAACAAGUUUGACUCUUCCCGCGAUCGUAAGGAACCUUUCCAAUGCACCAUUGGUGUUGGUCAGGUCAUCCGUGGUUGGGAUGAAGGUGUCACCCAAUUGUCUGUUGGUCAACGCGCCAAGCUUACUUGCACUCCCGAUUACGCUUACGGUCCCCGUGGUUUCCCUCCCAUCAUCCCUCCCAACUCUACUCUCGUCUUUGACGUUGAGCUUCUCAAGAUCAACUAA